Molecule: messenger RNA, 1170 nt
Organism: Zea mays
Lineage: Eukaryota; Viridiplantae; Streptophyta; Magnoliopsida; Poales; Poaceae
Product: L10-interacting MYB domain-containing protein-like
Exons: 3
Coding region: 56-922 (288 amino acids)
Source: RefSeq, a predicted model, not a curated record
UCGGGGAGUUAGCUGUUUGUCUCUCUGUUGCAUCAGAAGCUCCACUCCUACGAAGAUGGACAAGUAUGGCAAAGUCAUUGCAAAGUGGGAUAGUAGAGCAACAAAAAUUUACACAAAAAUUUGUGUAGAAGAGGUCAAUGCACGGAACAGGCCACAACACUUUCUAAAUGUCGAAGGGUAUGCUAACCUCAUAAGGAAGUUUAAGGAACGCACUGGUUGCACUUACACCAGGGAUCAAAUGAAGAAUAGGUGGGACUCCUUAAAGAGAAUGUUCACCCAGUGGAAAACUCUUAAUGAAAGGGCUACAGGUCUUGGUCGUGACCCUCAUACUGGUUCAAUCAGUGCUCCAGAUGAGUGGUGGGCUAAGCAAAAUGAAGCAAUGCCAGGGUGUAUUAUGUUCAAAACAGCCCCCCUAGAGAAUGAGGACGAGCUAAAGAUUAUGUUCGGACCCAUUGUGUGCACAAAUGAAAGAACCCUUGUUCCUGGCGUCGAGGAUGCAAAUUCAUCACCUGAUGAUCAUGUCGAAGCCACUUUAGGUGGAGGUGAAAACAGCACACCUGACCCAUGCUCAAAUGCCACUGGGAAGCGUAAGGUUCGUCAUGAUUCUCCUAAACCAAAGAAGGUAAAAGAUACCAGAGAAGAGUACAUGAAACGCCUAGUGGCGGCUUUUGAGUCCCGUUCGAUGAACACUAACAAGUCCAUCACCUCUGCUGAGACCGACCCUGUUCGUGUCGAGGUUAUUGCCCAAUUGCAACAAGUCAUUGAUGAUGGUUCACCAGAAGGCAGCGACUUACAUUUUUUUGCGACUCAUCUGUUGAUUGAGAAAAAGUAUAGAGAUGUAUUUGCAUCACUGAAGACAAAAGAAGGGAGGAACGCUUGGCUGCGCCGUGCUUUCGAGAUGGAACUUAAAAAGUCCACUUAGCUGUUGUUGGUCCGACAACACAGGCUGAUGCUCACUAUUAUCUUUGUCGUGUCAGUAUUAUGAGUCUUGUUGUGUCACUAUUGUGAGUCAUGUCUUGUUACAAAAUAAACAUUUCGUACGGUUCCAUUUUCCUUUCGAACAGUUUUGCAAUUAUUCGAGUUGAACAUGUAUUUGAAUAAUCAGAGUUGGAUGUUUGUGAACAAUGUUAAUCUGUGUACUUUCUGUGACCUAUGAUACAUGAAUAUUGU